AAGAGGGGCGCUGCCGAGCUUCUGCGCCCUUUCCCGAGCGGGCGUGCGGCUGCGGCUUCCUUCUUGACCGGCUUCCCCGCGAGGCAAGCUGACCUACGAGGCCCUGCCUGAGCUGGCCCCUAUCUACCCAAAGCACCAGACUCCUCGCCCUGCCUCGGGGCCUUUGCACUUGCUGUUUCCAGUGCAGGAAUAUUUCAUCACCUCCAUUUCCUGAAUAGGCUGUCUCAGAUCUCCACUGAAACGUCACUUGCUUAGGAAGUUCCCCGACAACAAAGACUAAAUCGGGUUUCUGGAUUGAUAUCCUCAUGAUACAUGCUGUCUUCGUUAUGCUUAAGUAUUCAUGUAGUUCUUUGUCCGAUAGCUGUAUCCCCUGUUCUUUAAUGCCUGUGCGUGCCAUGAGGCCUAGAAAUCUGUCCCUUUCGCAACAUCUAGCACAUAAUAGGUGGAGUGAACAGAUAAUCUCAUUUAGUCCAACAGUCUUAUGAGGUUGAGUCACUGUGUUCUUCUUACACAUGAAGAGACUGGGCUUCAGAGAGUGACACUCUUAGGGUCACACAGUGAGUUGGCAGUGUCAGAAUUUGAACCCAGUCUGUCUCGGACUCCGAGGCCUGAACUUCCACCUCACUUGCCCUCGCACUCCAGGAUCUUCUGCUGUGAAGACGUUACCUAAGUGCCAGCAGAUCUGACCCACAAAGCCUGGAAAGAGAAGACCAUCAGGUUGUUGGGCGCGGUGCCGUCCAGCUCGACCUCCCCUAGACGCCUCCGGACCUGAGGCAGAGGUGGAAGUGGGGUGGCCUGGCCCCCCUCCUGCAGACCCAUGGCGCACCGGCUCCAGUUACAACUGCUGACGUGGGACGUGAAGGACACGCUGCUCAGGCUCCGCCACCCCGUGGGGGAAGAAUAUGCCGCCAAGGCCCGGGCUCACGGGCUGGAGGUGGAGGCCGCGGCCCUGGGACAGGCCUUCGGGCGGGCGUACAGGGCUCAGAGCCACAGCUUCCCCAGCUAUGGCCUGAGCCGCGGCCUCACCUCCCGCCAGUGGUGGCUGGAUGUGGUCCUGCAGACCUUCCACCAGGCAGGCGUUCGGGAUGCCCAGGCUGUGGCCCCCAUCGCUGACCAGCUGUACGAGGACUUCAGCAGUUCCCGCACCUGGCAGGUGUUGGAGGGGGCUGACGCCACCCUGAGGGCGUGCCGAAAACGAGGUCUGAGGCUGGCAGUGGUCUCCAACUUUGACCGACGGCUGGAGGACAUCCUGGCGGGUCUUGGUCUGCAGGAACACUUCGACUUUGUGCUGACUUCUGAGGCUGCCGGCUGGCCCAAGCCCGAUCCCCGCAUUUUCCAUGAGGCCUUGCGCCUUGCUCAGGUGGAACCGGCGGUGGCAGCCCAUAUUGGGGACAGUUACCAAUGUGAUUACAAGGGAGCACGGGCCGUAGGUAUGCACAGCUUCCUGGUGGCUGGCCCCGAGCCUUUGGACCCUGCGGUCAAGGAUUCUGUACCCCAAGAACACGUCCUCCCCUCACUGUCCCAUCUCCUGCCUGCCCUUGACUGCCUGGAGGGCUCACCCCCAGGGCUUUGAGUCUGGCGAGGGAAGCGGUGGGGCCCAACAGACACUGGAGACAGGGAGCCCCUUCCUUCCCCGAGAUCUGGCCUUCAUCCCUCCCCCUGCAGCCUCCAUAAUGCAUUCCGACUAUAAAGCAGUGAAUGCGGGCCAUUCAACCCUGCGCCACUAACCAGCUCCUGGUCUCUGAGAUGCUUCGUUCCUCACACCUGUGCCCAUUUUCUACCACGAGUCCCCCUCACCUCCAACAAGAUUCAUGAGGGCCCAACUAGCUUCAAAACCAACACUUUCAAACUUUCUUUUUAGCAGCAGGGCCUUUCGUCAUGGGAGAGCUUAUGUGGAACCCCAACACGCAAAACAGGAAAAAUGAGAAACUGCUAGGGUUGAAGCAGAGGUCCUGGGGCCCUUCAUUCAGGCCCUGAAGCCUCUGCGACUCUUUCCCCUGCGAAGCCUGAGAUCAGAGGAGCUUAGUACCUGUGGGUACUGGAGUUCUCAUUUAGGCAUGUCUGACUCCGAAGCCCAUUGGCUUGACUGCGAGGUUACAAGUAGAAUGG
This is a messenger RNA of Physeter macrocephalus (sperm whale), 2109 nucleotides long. RefSeq names its product haloacid dehalogenase like hydrolase domain containing 3 (gene HDHD3). Bases 818 to 1573 code for a protein of 251 amino acids. The transcript is spliced from 2 exons. Gene Ontology annotation, cellular component: nucleus. The record is from RefSeq and is a predicted model, not a curated record. NCBI's taxonomy places the organism in Eukaryota, Metazoa, Chordata, Mammalia, Artiodactyla, Physeteridae.